Enterobius vermicularis (human pinworm) is the source of this 441-nucleotide messenger RNA. The record is from the annotation of a GenBank genome assembly. NCBI's taxonomy places the organism in Eukaryota, Metazoa, Nematoda, Chromadorea, Rhabditida, Oxyuridae.
AUGGGACUCUUUAAAAAUAAAAAAAAGAAGCAACCGAGUGAUUUUUCCAUUUUUGUGGAACAGAACUUAAGAACUAAAGGUACAGAUCAGUCCACCUCAUCUGAUCGGCGGUACGUAAACCUUGAGAAGGAUCAAGGCGAACGAGGUAGUUCACCAAAAGUAAAUGCAGCAAACGUAUAUCCUGAAUUGACCACUGCGGCAUCUUUGACUGUCUCGUCUUUCGACAGCGAACAUGAGGAAAUCGUGGGAAAUCAGCAAUAUGAAAAUUUUACCAUAUCUUCGCUAGUUCGAGAAUUUGCAGAUGUUAAUGUGACCAAAAAUCAAGAAGUAUAUCAAAUUCCGUCUAUGGCAAGACAAUGUUGUAAGACCGCAAUAGUAUUGUUUAUAUUAGCACUUAUAGCAGGAUUCAUUCUGGUUGGAAUUUUCAUGGAUAACGGUUAG